Molecule: messenger RNA, 1539 nt
Organism: Neoarthrinium moseri
Lineage: Eukaryota; Fungi; Ascomycota; Sordariomycetes; Amphisphaeriales; Apiosporaceae
Exons: 2
Coding region: 1-1539 (512 amino acids)
Biological process (GO): transmembrane transport
Cellular component (GO): membrane
Molecular function (GO): transmembrane transporter activity
Source: RefSeq, a predicted model, not a curated record
AUGGCCAGCGCAAAACAUGGCGAUGCCCUUGAGGCCAUUGGCCGCGCCUCCGACCAGUGGGUCGAGGAGCCCGGUAAACCCCAGACGGUCAUCGAGAGAUAUCGAACGUACGAUCCCGAGCACGCGGCUGAGGCAGAGAAGAGGCUCGUUCGCAAGAUCGAUCUGAGGAUUCUUCCGUUUGUUCUUGUCAUCUACAUCUGCAACUACCUGGAUCGCAACUCCAUCACACAGGCUCGUCUUUAUGGCAUGCAGAAGGACACCGGAACCAAUGGCACCUUGUGGAAUACCGCCAUCUCUAUCUUUUCAGCUGGCUAUAUCGCCAUGCAGCUUCCAUCUCCCAUGAUCAUGUCCAAGUUGCCACCAUCUCUGUUCUUACCUUGCUGUAUGAUUCUUUGGGCUAUUGUGUCGGGAUGCACGGCUGCUACGAACAGCCCAGCCAGCCUGUUCGCCGUCCGCUUCUUUCUCGGAAUCGUUGAAGCCCCUUUCUUCCCUGGUGCCAUCUACUUCCUAUCUUGCUGGUACACCAAGAGGGAGAUUGGGAUCCGAAUGGCUCUUCUGGUGAGCGGUAUCGUACUUUCCAAUGCCUUCGCUGGUCUGCUGUCGGCGGCCAUCCUCUCUGGCAUGGACGGUAGGACUUCGCUGGCAAGUUGGCGAUGGCUGUUCAUCAUCGAGGGCCUCAUGACCAUUGCCGUCGCCCUCGUUGCCAUGGUAUUCUUGCCAAACUAUCCUGCUACCACCAAGUGGCUCACCGAGGAGGAGAAGACGAUCGCACAAGCACGUCUGCUGAAGGAUAUGGGAGCUGAAGACGCGACAGAGGAGGAGGAUACGUCCCUGAUGCGUGGUCUGUCCGCCGCCGUCAAGGACUACCGGGUCUGGAUAUUUGCUUGCAUGCAGAUGGCCACCACUGCCAGCAUAUCCUAUUCCCACUUCUUUCCGACCCUGAUCAAGGAGCUUGGAUUCUCCGACAACCUCCUCGUACUGCUUCUGACCUCGCCGCCAUAUCUGCUGGCUUUCUUCUGGAGCAUCGGGUUCAGUUGGCACGCGGACAGGUCGCAGAAGAGAUCUCCCCAUGCCUCCAUCUCCAUGUCGACCGCCAUCAUGGCUACGAUCGUCCUUAUCGCGGUCCCCUACAAGUACCAGUGGGUGCGCUACGCCUUCACAUUCCCGCUCACAGCUGGUAUCUUUGGGGUGUACUCAACCACCUACGCUUGGCUGUCAUCGACGAUUGUGAUGCCACGCACCAAGAGAGCUGCUGCUAUUGGACUCGCUAACCUUUGUGCCAAUGUCGCCUCGCUUUACGGCAACUACUUCUGGCUUGACGAGUACGAGCCCACCUUCCAAGUGUCGUGGGGAAUCCUCUUGGCAUUCCAGGUCCUGGGUCUGGGCUGUAUUCUGAGUCUGCGUUUCCUCCUGAAGAGAUCGAACCGGAAAUUCGAGGAGCUCAGCAGCAGGGUAUCGGAAAGCAAUGCAGCGCAGUUGGCAGAGUUGGACCCCGUGGAGCAGAAUGCUGUUGUGGGUGGCUUCCGCUACAUUACAUGA